AUAAUUUUGUAAGUAAUUCUGUUGAGAAAAACGGGUUCUUUCUUCUAAAAAUAUAAGUAGGUACAACACAUGCAGCGCUAAAACUAUGCGCGCUUGAUAUUUCGCCCCACUCUCGCGUCUGUCUAGCAGACGAAAAAGCGAUCAUCAGCUGAUGGCCGUCGACAUGCGGGAUUUCUCACGCUGCCUAUAGCUUGUUUUUUAAGUAAGACUCAGCCGGAAGAAAUUCCCUGAAACAAUUGUCGAAGUGAAGACAGAGAUAGGUUGAAGUACUUAGUGAAAGACUGUGAGUAAAAGACGAGUCAUGGCAGCACCUCCUGCGCCCUGGACUCACUUGCAAAGGGUUAGAAGAUUGUACAAAAUGGUUUUGAGGUUACACCGUGGUCUACCCCCUGAAAUUCGUGAAUUAGGCGACGUUUACGUCAAGGACGAGUUCAGGAGGCACAAAAAAUGCAAUCCUACCGAGGCCGAUAUUUUUCUCAAUGAGUGGGCGGACUACGCUAUAAAUUUGGCGGAGCAGCUUGGUUUGCGAGGUCCAAAAACUGGGAAACCCUUGGGAAAGCCACUGCCGAUGGAGGAUAUAAACAAACUAAGGGACGAGCAAGUUCAUCAACUGUACGAAUUGAUGGUAGCUGCAACAGGCAAGACAGAAGAACCGCCUGAAAACAAAACUUGACAUUCGUUUUCAAUCUUCUAGAAGUGAUUAAAGUAAAGUUCUGAUACAUUAAGAUUAUUUAUUUUAUUGUUGUAUGUACUUAAACACUUUCAUAUGAAACCAAAUAAAUUAUAUUGUGCUGCCAUCUGGUGCUUUUGUCGCAUUUGAAUGACACUGCAUUCAGUAAGCCAACAUGUGACAUGGAAGUAUAGCAUGGUAUGUUUAUAAUUAGAGAGAUUGUAUAUGUUCUUAAUCUAAUCAACAUACAAUGUUUACUUGAAUUUAAAGUCUAUCAAGGUUGGUUGCAUAACAUUUGAUUGGAUGUUACUCCAUUAGUUUUAAUUUUGUACAAUAAAUUGCAAAUGUUCAAAUGUAUUUAUUGAAUACGUCCUACAAAUUAUUGAAAUAAAAUUUCAAGCGAGAUCUA
Molecule: messenger RNA, 1079 nt
Organism: Nasonia vitripennis (jewel wasp)
Lineage: Eukaryota; Metazoa; Arthropoda; Insecta; Hymenoptera; Pteromalidae
Gene: Sdhaf3
Product: succinate dehydrogenase assembly factor 3, mitochondrial
Exons: 2
Coding region: 302-673 (123 amino acids)
Biological process (GO): succinate metabolic process; mitochondrial respiratory chain complex II assembly
Cellular component (GO): mitochondrial intermembrane space; mitochondrion
Source: RefSeq, a predicted model, not a curated record